This is a messenger RNA of Haliotis rubra (blacklip abalone), 4889 nucleotides long. RefSeq names its product glucose-6-phosphate 1-dehydrogenase-like. Gene Ontology annotation, biological process: glucose metabolic process; pentose-phosphate shunt, oxidative branch. NCBI's taxonomy places the organism in Eukaryota, Metazoa, Mollusca, Gastropoda, Lepetellida, Haliotidae. The record is from RefSeq and is a predicted model, not a curated record. The transcript has 12 exons. Gene Ontology annotation, molecular function: NADP binding; glucose-6-phosphate dehydrogenase activity. Gene Ontology annotation, cellular component: cytosol.
CUUCCUGCUCAGUUCGUCUGCAGCUUUAGUAUGGCAAGCAUGGAAUCGCCAGCAACGGAGGAAGUUUUGUCUCGCAUUCGAGAUUCUGUGGAACAGGAAGGCCAUGGUGCCUCCCAUGUGUUUGUCGUGCUCGGUGCUUCGGGCGAUCUGGCAAAGAAGAAAAUUUACCCUACAUUAUGGUGGCUCUUCAAGGAUGGACUUCUUCCUCCCAAGACCUUCUUCAUUGGCUAUGCCAGGAGCAAUCUGACAGUAGAAGCUAUCAAGAAGCAAAGUAUUCAAUACAUGAAGGUAAAGAAAGGUGAAGAAGCAAAGCUGGAACAAUUCUUCAAGCUCAAUGAGUAUGUGGCCGGAAGCUAUGACAAGGCAGAUGGCUUUUCCAAACUGAACAAGGCCAUCAAACAGAAGGGAGAUCCUAACAGGCUGUUCUACCUGGCCCUUCCACCAUCAGUCUUUGAGAGUGUCACCCUCAACCUCAAGGCAGUCUGCAUGUCAGAAAAAGACAAAUGGACCCGCAUCAUCGUAGAGAAGCCAUUUGGACAUGAUCUGGACUCAUCCAAUCGUUUGUCAACCCAUCUGGCGGCCUUGUUCCAGGAGGAACAACUGUACAGAAUUGACCACUAUCUUGGCAAAGAAAUGGUACAGAAUCUUAUGGUUCUCAGGUUUGGGAACCGCAUCCUCAGCCCUGUCUGGAACAGGGACAACAUUGCCAGUGUUGUCAUAAGUUUCAAGGAGCCGUUUGGCACUCAGGGAAGAGGGGGAUAUUUUGACCAGUUUGGAAUCAUCAGAGAUGUGAUGCAGAACCACUUACUCCAGAUCCUGACUUUGGUUGCCAUGGAGAAGCCACCUUCAACAGGAGCUGAAGACAUCCGAAAUGAGAAGGUAAAGGUGUUGUGAAGCAUCUUGCCCAUAAAGAUGGACGAGGUGGUGCUUGGCCAGUAUGUGGGCAAGAAGGAUGGCAAGGGAGAAGAGAAGGAUGGAUACCUUGAUGAUCCCACCGUCCCCAAGGGUUCAGUGACUCCAACAUUUGCCACUGCUGUGUUAUUUGUGAGGAAUGAGAGGUGGGAUGGUGUGCCAUUCAUACUCAGGUGUGGUAAAGCCCUGAAUGAGCGGAAGGCGGAGGUGCGUGUACAGUUCCGCGAAGUGGCUGGGGAUAUUUUCCCUACUGGUGAGGUGAAGCGCAACGAGCUUGUGAUCCGUGUCCAGCCCAAUGAGGCCGUGUAUAUGAAGAUGAUGACCAAGACUCCUGGAAUGGCCAUUGAAUGUGAAGAAUCUGAACUUGACCUCUCCUACGGAAGCCGCUACAAGGAAGUGAAGCUCCUGAUGCCUACGAAGCCGCCUAAUCCUGGAUGUCUUCAUGGGAUCCCAGAUCCACUUUGUCCGAUCUGACGACGAGCUGUCAGAGGCUUGGAGGAUAUUCACACCACUUCUGCACCAGGUGGACAAGGAAAAGCCCAAACCGAUUCCAUAUGUCUCGGCAGUCGCGGUCCGUCAGAAGCUGAUGAUCUUAUUGCCAAGAAGGGUUUCAAGUAUACAGGCACAUAUCGUUGGAACAGUGACAAAAAAUAAUCACACAUUCCUAGAGAAGGCUGCUCAUUUUUCUUUCACUGUGUCACUUUGGGAUUCUGUCACUGUCCACAAUUAAAAAAUCCUUUUCUUCAUUUGAAAAGUUAUGAAAACUGGUCUUUCUGUUUACUGAUAGUGUUCAGAAUGAUAUGCAAAAAUAUGUUAUUAUUGCAUAGUAUCAGUUAAGGGUUAUCUCCUGCUGAUGUUGUGAGGGUUUAAUGAUGUGAAGAGUAGUAUCUACACAUAUAUAUGUAACUGUGAAAAUAUCUAGUUUUACAGAUUAUUAAUAUAUUAUAUUGAAACAAGACAAGUAGAAUAACAGUAGAAAUAUGUUAUUAGAAACUAACAAGGUAUAUUUCUUGUCUUAUUACUUGAUGUAGAUGUUUUUUGCAUCCGAGGGAUUUGUGAUUGUAGAUUCAACAAAUUACUUUUUACGAGUGAACAUUUCUUAUUGGAGAGCAAAUAGAAAAUUGUCAUGAUUGGAUAAGUUCUUGUUGAAAUUAACUGUGAGAGUUUUAUUGAAAGAGAGGGGAUGUAUCAUUUUGUUGUAUGAAAUUUUAAAGUUUUCCAGGAUAUUUAUGAAGCUGCUUAUAUUUUGUAAUAGAACUGCUUUGAAUAUGUUGGGUAUGAUUCAUUGUUUCAUUCUUACAAUCAUAUGUGGGGAGACAUACAUCUGGUUCUGUGUAGACUUGUUAAUCCAGACUGUACUAUUCCUGGGUGAAGUCUUUCAUAUUGACAUAAAUACAUGUACUUACAAGUGAUGAGUAAUGUCCAUCAUGUAUGUAGACAGUCUCUACAGAAUUGUUAGGAAAGCAGGGUUGAGGUUUGAAAAGUCCAGGGUAAGAGGUUUGUUCAUCCAUACUGUACUAUUCCUGGGUGAAGUCUUUCAUAUUGACAUAAAUACAUGUACUUACAAGUAAUGAGUAAUGUCCAUGAUGUAUGUAGACAGUCUCAACAGAAUUGUUAGGAAAGCAGGGUUGAAGUUUGAAAGUUUCAUAGUAACCGACUUGUGUUAAAGGAACAAGUUAGAAAGGUCUUGUUAAUUCCGACAUUACUAUUCCUGUGUGAAAGCUCUGAGGUUAACAUAAAUGCAUGUACUUAAGAUAGUGAUGAGUAAUGUCAUUAUGUAUGUAGACAUUCUCAACAGUUGUUAGGAAAGCAGGGUUGAGGCGAGAAAAGUCCAUACUUACAGGCUUGUGUUGAAGGAACAUGUUUGAAAGGUCCAGAGUUAUCGGCUUGUGUCAAGUGAACACCAAGCCAUUCAGAAGCAAUAAUGUCAUGCCAUUACAAUGUUCACAAGCAACAAUAGUGGCAGUUUGUCAUAUUACUGUUGUAUGUGUGUGGAUGUUGUACUGUGAACACCUAGGGCAGGCUAUCAAUGUAGAUCAUAGAAAUCAUGGAAGUCACAUUGAGCAAAAAUGCAGAAAAACUCUAAAAAAAAUACAGCAACGUUUUUCACGUCACUGGUGAGUUUUGAAAUAUACAUGCAUGGAUUACUCACAAAUUAGCACUCUUAACUUAGGAUAGUAACAGCCCAUGAAUAAACACAAAACUUUGGGUUUGUGUGUUUAAAUUAAAACUGUAUUUCAUCAAAAGUUUAUGUUAGAUUUUAUCAAUAUAAUAUAAUUUUCAUAUCAAAAAUUGUUAAUAAUUCUUCCCAUUCAGAACAUUUCUGAUUAUUGUUCUUUUAAGCCCUAUCAACACCACCACAUGUACAUGUGAACUGAUCUCGUAUGUCUUGUCUCUCAUUUCUCACAUUUAGUAUGGGCAACUGUGUUGCAAAAGCUCAACUGUUCAUUUACUAGUAUGACAUCUGUUUUUUAUGUAAGCAAACUGUUAUUGCAGUUAUUUUCUGAUUCAGUUGAGGAUAAAAUUGCACAAAUAUCCAAACGUUAUUGUAUUUCCCUGUUGGAAUCUAAGAUGACAUUCACCUAAGACAUGAUAUGCUCUGAAUACAUGUUACAAGAUGCUGUGAACUCUCAAGUCAGUGUAUGGAUUUGCUCCGGCAUAUAUAAAAGAAACGACAGUACUAUAUAAAUCAGCUUGUUCUUUCUGAUCAAAAGAUGAACAUCUGCUCUUCUCUGGUCCUCUUUGAUAUACAAGAUUUGACUGAUUAUCCUGCAUUCGAGAUUAGAAUACAUAUCACUAUGUUAGACUUGGUCCCAGUUUUUACUUUGCCAUAGAAGUCUUUACCUUUACCUCAAAAUUAACUUUGGCCACAUUAACCGUUUUGAGAAUGCAACAAAUGAAAAUUCCACCUAGCUGUGACCAGUUCUAGAUAUAUCUGGUUCUUUCAUAUGAAAUAUGUGUAGAUUAUCGGUUCAUAUCAGCCCUAAACAUGUAACUGCAUAUGUCCUGUACCUUUAUAUCAAGUAUGUGUUGCUUCUUUAGUCAUAUCAGUGGUAAAACUUGUAAAAUCUUAAUAGGAUUAUAUCCAUGCUUUGUAUAGAACACAAUACUGGAAUGUCACAGUGAUCAGUGUUUGGGUAAUGGUGUGUUCAUGAUGGCAUCACCCGGUUGUUCUUCCAUGUCAUUCCUCUUCCAGUUUCCUGUGCAAUUUUGUUCUUCACUAUCCCCCAUAAUAACUAGUGGUUGGUGUUGAGAAACUCUUGGUUAAUACAUAUACAAGGUGCUCUUACUGCUACAUAUCAAAUGUUGGCGGUGGGGGUAGUCUAAUGGUUAAAGCGUACGCUCGUCACGCUGAAGACCAGGGUUCUAUUGCCCACAUGGGUACAAUGUGUGAAGCCCAUUUCUGUUGUCCCCUGCCGUGAUGUUGCUGGAAUAUUUGUAAAAGUGGCUAAAACUAAACUCACACAUCAAAUGUUAGCUGAUAAUUGUUAAUACCAAAUAUUAUUUUCAUUAAUCAUAUACCCAAAUGCAUUUUAUUUUAUGACAUUUUUUCCAGAAAUAUUUUCUUUACCACUUAUUUUAUAUUUUACACAUUACCUUUCUAGUUUUACUCAAAUUAUGGUUCAUAUAUAUCCAUAUAUUUCUUGUGAUACAGAUGUAUGUAAGCAUACUUUCAGGGAAGAAAGUGGCUUUCUUGGCCUUGGGAGGCAAGUUUUGAUCUAACAAAACAUUAAAUGUGUUUAUAGUUUUUAGAUUUUGAAAAUAGUUUUACAGCUUCACGUCUUUAAUGCAAUGCUAUUAUCUACUGUUUACUAUGCUAUGUGCUGUCUUUAUUGUUAUAUAAUAACACUAUUUUCUUUCUGUUCACAUGUAUAAAGUCAGGUAUCAAUAAUCAUCAAAACUGCUUUUACUAUUCAGUACUUUGAUAAUCAACUGUGCAUAAUGAAGUUACUUUUGAAUAAAAUCUAUUUUCUAGA